AUGCAUGGAAGUGUAGAUGAAGUAUGCGCAGCUUUGGACAAAUUUACGCUGCAAAGCUUAGAGUUGAUGGAAGAGAAAGUGUCUGUGACGCUGCAGAUUGAAGAAAUGUUAAGAGAUGGUCACAUUGAAUUAGCAAAGUCCCGAUACAUUCGGGGUAUGGAAAACAUUGGAAUGCUACAAGUACCUACUGAAGCAGGCCAGUUUGAAUCACUGUUCAAGGUUCAAAAAGAACUGAACGAGGAAAGUAUUCCACAGUUUGAUGUAAUUAAUAGAAAAUAUAAUGAUGAAGGUAGAGAAAUUCCAGAUCCAAUUAAGUGGUUCGGAGUUCUUGUUCCACAAAACCUGCGCAACGCACAAAAACGCUUUCAAGCAGUUGCGCAGCUGAGUGGUAAGUGCGGUAAUAUUCGUACAGAAAUUAUAUCUACCACGGAAAAACUAGACGAGUUGAAACGCAUUAAAAAAAAUAUGUGCAAAUGAGAUGAAGAGUUUAUACAUUUGUACAGAUAUUACAUUGUGAAGUAAUAAAUAAACCUGAUAUUACACCAAUAACCUGAAUAACAUACACCACGUGGUUCCUGCGUUGAACUACUUAAAAAAAAUAGCCCAGCUCAAGAAGUUUCUAGCUAUAAGAAAAUAAAAUCGAACCAUACAAUCAAAUAUACAAAUUAUAAUACGUAUACUUUAUUAUAAAUACUGUUUCGUUUUUCGUAAAGUAUACCUGUGUUAAUAAUCGAAGUAAAAAUUUGAAUGCAAUACACUAUUUAAAUUUUGAUGGUUCUUAAAAUGGUUAGUAAAAUAAGAAAUUGAGCAAUAUGCGUGAAUUAUAAUGUGUGUAUGGAAUUUUUAUGAUUCUGCAUGAUACUGGACGUAAUAAAUUACAUUGAAGUAAUGAAUUAAUUUACACAUCGCAACAAUAAGUAGUUUACAAAUACCUGGACAGUCGUAUCAAUUAAAGAUAAUAUAUCAUUUUUGUAAUAUGAUACAGAUAAUCUCAAGAAACAAAAAGUAAAUAGAAUCAUGCCAAUAAGAUUAUCUAAAUUUAUGGUCAGUGAUGAUGUCCUGUUGUAAUCAGAGCUGGUAAUAAUGAGCCAACUACGAGAGCCAAUAACUCUUUGGAUUUGAGUCCUCCCACUGGGAUCGAUCCACCCUCUGUAGUUGGUAAAUGCGAAUGGGUAGAACUUCCUCUCACCAUUAAU
This is a messenger RNA of Diprion similis, 1196 nucleotides long. Its product is annotated as coiled-coil domain-containing protein 115. The coding region runs from base 1 to 477 and encodes 158 amino acids. The record is from RefSeq and is a predicted model, not a curated record. Gene Ontology annotation, cellular component: extrinsic component of endoplasmic reticulum membrane. The transcript has a single exon. Gene Ontology annotation, biological process: vacuolar proton-transporting V-type ATPase complex assembly. NCBI's taxonomy places the organism in Eukaryota, Metazoa, Arthropoda, Insecta, Hymenoptera, Diprionidae.